CUUUGACGGCGUCAGCGAAAUGGCCACGCACAAGUCGAGGUCGAAAAUGAUGUUAAGGUCACGUUGUCUGCCAAGAGUAAAUACAGUAUAAAAGCGAAUGCUGAGAAAUGGGCGAGCAACAAAUUGAAUCGCAAGAUCAUGCAUAGUACAUUGCUCUCACUGCUUGCGCUGGCCAGCUGCAUUUGGAUGCAGUGCAGCAUGGCGGAACCGCAGAUCAAGGGACAGCAGUUGCCGCAGUUCGACUUGACGCGUUUGUUUGGUGGCCGCAGCAGCGAGCCUCUGGUGACGCUGCUCGAUCGCAACCUGCCCGAGGUGCAGCAGAUGAUUGACCGCACGAAGAAGAGCUGCCUGCAGCAGCUGCGAAUGCCGGCUGUGCAGCGUUCGUUAAUCCGUGAACCGAAUCCCACCGAGCAGGAGAAAUGCCUGCUCGAGUGCGUCCUGAAGGGCAUCAAAAUUAUGGAUGACAGCACCAACAAGCUGAAUCUGCGCCGUGUCGAGCAGCUGACCAGCCUGGUCACCGAGGACAACAAGGUGGCCAUGGCACUGAGCUCCAGCCUCGCCCAAAGCUGCAAUCGAUCUGUCAGCACUCAGAAGCCUUGCGAGGCGGCGCAUCAGCUGAAUCAGUGCAUUGGCCGCCAAAUGGAGCGCAAUCGGGUCAAGCUGCACUGGUGAGCUCUGAGCGCUGAGCUCUGCUGGGCUACGGGAUCUACCAUAGCCCAUUUAGCUGUUGGGCUCAACCCCGGCUACCCAACCAAAUCCCAAAAAGAAUGUUUGCUGCUGCUAAUGGCUGCUCGCUUUAUUUGUCUGUGCAUGUCCAGGAACCAGGAUCGCCAGCUCUAUAAACGAAUAUAGGGAAUUAAAACAAAUA
This is a messenger RNA of Drosophila navojoa, 868 nucleotides long. RefSeq names its product Odorant-binding protein 19c (gene Obp19c). Gene Ontology annotation, molecular function: odorant binding. Gene Ontology annotation, biological process: sensory perception of smell. NCBI's taxonomy places the organism in Eukaryota, Metazoa, Arthropoda, Insecta, Diptera, Drosophilidae. The record is from RefSeq and is a predicted model, not a curated record.